CACCAGGCUUUGUGAUUUAUUUUGGUGACUUCAGCGAAGUACCGUUAGGCAGUCCGAAUUCCAUCGUCAUCUCCAAAUAUUUCCUUCAAGCAAACACCAAUUUUUCAAUUCGACAGUUCGUUCAGUAAAAUCAGUAGUACUUGGUCGAUUGUGAAGCUCCAUCAUCGGUGACCACCAUCUUCAACACACCAACGCGCACGUAAAGGAAUUUUUAUCGCAGAUUUAACUUACUAUGAGCAAUUCAUAUUCGCCCAUCAGUGUUUAGUCAUACUUUGAAGAUCUCGAAGAAAUUAAUACCCCUGUGAGUGCAGCAAAAUGACCGAUAAACGUAAGAAUUUGAAACUAGCUUUCAACCCGCAACAGACGAAUUUGAAUAUUGCCAAUGGAUACGCAUUUCAAAACCAACCUAUUUGGGUGGAAGAAGAGAGACGCCCUAGUCGAUCAUCUUUACCUAAAGUUCGCCCUUUUAGUCCCGAAGAUUUAACGGAUACUGCUAAAAAUCGUAGAUUGGCUGAAAGAACUAGGUUUAGGGAAAAGUUCAAACUAUAUCCGUGUAUUCAAACGACUGGAAAACUGCAAGUUUCGCCGGAUUCGGUUUACGAUUUCACCUGCGAAGAUUUACAAGAUCUCGGCGAAAUUGGACGAGGUGGAUUUGGCACCGUGAAUAAAAUGAUACAUAAGAAAAGCAACACUGUGAUGGCUGUCAAGCGAAUACGUUCAACAGUUGACGAAAAAGAGCAGAAACAACUGCUCAUGGAUUUAGAAGUAGUGAUGAAAUCCAACGACUGCCCUUAUAUUGUUCAAUUUUACGGCGCCUUAUUCAAAGAGGGAGAUUGUUGGAUUUGUAUGGAGUUAAUGGACACGUCGCUCGAUAAAUUUUAUAAAUUCAUUUACGAAAGACUACAAGAAAGGAUACCGGAGAUCAUUUUGGGUAAAAUAACCGUAGCGACGGUGAAAGCUUUGAAUUACUUGAAAGAGAAGUUGAAGAUAAUUCAUCGUGAUGUGAAGCCUAGCAAUAUUCUACUAGAUAAGAAAGGGAACAUUAAAUUGUGUGAUUUCGGUAUUUCCGGCCAGUUAGUUGAUUCGAUAGCGAAAACACGAGAUGCCGGAUGUCAACCGUACAUGGCUCCGGAAAGAAUAGACCCGAAUCGAGGCAAAGGAUACGACGUCAGAUCGGACGUUUGGUCUUUGGGUAUCACGUUGAUCGAAAUAGCCACCGGAUGCUUCCCAUACCCGAAAUGGAACUCGGUGUUCGAACAGCUGCAUCAAGUAGUCGAAGGCGAUCCACCUCGAUUAUCGCCAGAGUGCGAGAAUGGAAAUCGAUUUUCUCAGGAAUUCAUUAAUUUUGUAAAUACUUGUUUGAUUAAAGAAGAAACACGAAGACCGAAGUACAAUAAACUGUUGGAACAUCCUUUCAUACGUAAAAGCGACGAAGCCGAAUCCGACGCUUCUAUUUACAUCGGCCAAAUGAUCGGCGAAAUGGAAGAAACAGGCGCCAUCGAGUUCACCAUGAAUCUACCAUAACCCGGACCACAUCUUGGCUCCAGAUUUCGACUUUCGACUUACUUUCGUGAUUGGACGAUGUCGCUUUUUUCCCCGCAUUGAAACAUAAUGAUUAAUACCUACCUUUGAGCGCCAAUAAGGUUAAUUUUUAUGGUCUCAUAUGAACUGGUUCGCGAAUUUGCUGCGUCAGGUGGCCGAUCCGAUAGUUGUAAUCUCAUUGGAGUGCGCUUCUCUUCUACCCAGUCGAGUGCGUGUGUUGAAAUUAAGUUGUUGAUUAUUGUAAUAUUUCUUCUUUUUUUUGCGCUCUUUUUCUUGUUCUUUUUUUUUAAUUGUUAUUUUAUAUCGCGCUCGUGUUCGUUUUGUUAUUGGCUUGUUUCGUUUUUCUCUCUGUGAAAUGUUGUGAUAUUCGUCUCGCGUUCGUUGUGACACAUGGGUUGUUAUCGUCAUCCUGCGUAUUAAGAUUUAAGGUGGUUCUUCGUGACGAGAUUUUCAUCACUAGUAUACUCAAGAAGCUGUAAUUCCAGGUAAAAGUUGGCUUACAUUAGUGUUAUGUAUUUAAAAGUAUGUAAUUGUAACAGGCAGUGUCAUAAUGUGGCUAUGGUUUAUCCUGAUAAUAGUAGACUUUUACCCACUUACCUAAACUUAUCCGAACACUCCACAAUCUCAUGCCUCGAAUGAACUUGUGCUAUUUGAAUUUAGCUGGUGACCAGGUUUUUACUGUAGAUGAGACAAACAUGGAAUUUAAAUCUAAGAUGAAUGUUUUAGAAGUUGAAUUCUUUAUAGAGGAUUUAAACAUAAUAGCAAUAAUUUAAUGCUUAUUGAUUCAUUAUUUAGGUUUAUUCGGUGGUAAAUGCUAAAAAACUGAACACUUACUGAAUUUUCUCAAUUGUUGCUGACGCAAUGCCCCAAGCUGAUUUCUCAUAAUUUUCUCCAAGCUGACGCCGGAUACUAAAUUUUUUCAAUAGAAGCUAAUAAUAUGGUCUUGUUGCUGACGCAAUGCCGCAAGAGACUUGCCUACGAAUCACCAAAUAUUUAAUUAAAAAAAAAAAUUUUAAAAUGUGUUGGAGAAUCAAUUUUUUAAAUUGUAAAAAUAAAAAAAUCAAAAGCUGAAAAAUGUGUUUCAGUGCUCAUUUUUGGUUCAAUCUUAAUAAUUUUCAUUUUUAAUGUUUGAAUGUUAAGUAAAUAUGUAAACUCCUGCGACAUUAGGUAUUUUGAUGACGAUGACUCUGACAAUAAAAUCAAAUCAACAAAUUAAUAGUGAAUCAUUUUGAGAAUUACGAGCUUUGGCAUAAUUUGACUCAAUAUCAACCUGUAGUAGGACAAUUUACAAAUAUUUUGUCUGGCUUUUUGAGACUUUAUGUCUACAGUACUUUUAUACCAAAUUCAUUCUUUGUAAAUUUUUCAAAGAAGUAGUAUCAUACUUGAGUAUAUUUUCAAAAUGUUUCAACCAAAAAAGCGAAAUUUUUCAGGAACGAACGAAAUUGAACAGAACAAAAACAAAAAAAUGAAAGAACAAAAUCAAAAACCGAAACAAGGAACAUAAAAUUACAAGAUCUGAAACAGAAACGAAAAGUAAAGAUCAAAAACUGGAGAAGAACAGAAACAGAACGGAAACUGGGAACAAAAUUCCAGUUUUUCUGUUCUUUUUUGUUCUUUUCCGUUCUUUGUUUGUCUCUGGUUUUCAUCCAAAGAACGGAAAAGAACAGAAAAGAAUAAAAAAGAACUAAAAAGAACAAAAAAGAACAGAAAAACCAGCAUUUAGUUGCCAGUUUCCAUUCUGUUUCUGUUUUUCUCCAAUGUUUUGAUCUCCAAAAAAUAGUUCAAAUAAAGUUUCACAAUUUUAUCAGGGUUUCAAAUUCAAAUUUUGUUACUAGCGUUGAUAAAAAUGAGAAAAAGUAAGAAAAAAGCAAAAAGUAUUACCUGCAAGUACUAAUUACUUAAACAGAAAUAUAAAAAAAAUAAAAAAUCUGAAAAAGAACAAAAAUUGAUGAGAACAUAAAAGAAUGGUUCUCAGGAACAGUUCAGAACUGAAAACGGAAACAAAAUAUUUGUAUGAACAGAACGGAAACAGAGAACAGAGAACUAAAAAUCAGGGAACAACAAGAACGGAAUAAGAACCCAGAACCAACCAGUAAAGAACGGAAACUAAGAACAAAAACUGGGAUCAAAAUAUACUGAGAACCAAGAACCUAACCGUAACAAAAUCAUUUAGUUCUAACAACCCUGAAUUUCAUAACUUCCUCGCAGAGUCUUUGAAAUUGGGGGGUAUAAAAUUGUAUGUGAGCUUGGGGUACUUCAUAGUCCAAAAAUUCGUUAAAUUCUUUUCUACUGUAUUCUAAUCGAGGACAUUUGACCAGUAGGUGGAAUGAUGUUUCUUCAGGGGGUUCACAUUCACAAUCACAGGUUUGGGAGUUGUGUUUGAGACAGUAAUUACAGGGACAAAACUUUAGACUCUUGUUAAUGACCUAGUUUUUUGAAAAAUGUACAAACGAUAGUAGUUACCUUAUGAUUUUGAUAACGGCAAUAUUUUGUGUCAUGCAUAUUAGUUUGACAAUGAGAACAACAUUUUUCAUGUUCUUUCAUUUUAUUAAAUGGAUCUUUUAAUUAGAAUUUGAGACCUUUAUCAACUGCGGUAGAGAAAUCUACUAAAAUUUGGGAAUUCAGAUAAUCCGAUAUUCUCUGAACACUUCCAAAAAUUAAUAGCUUGAAAUAUGAGAAGAGAUAAACGUUCUGAAUAAUCUUUAAAUGAUUCAUUGUUAUUUUGAGGACAAUUAAUAGGUAAUUCUUUUGAUUAAAUCAUGACUCAAAUACCUCUUAUUCAUGAAUACUCUUGAACAUAUUUCACAUUUCAGAGAACAAGUCUUUUCAUGCAUCUUUAAGUCACAUUUCUAACAUUUGAUGUAUGCCCCAUGAAUGUUUGCCAUGUGGUUCUGAAUGUGAUGGAACCAGUUGCCACAUUGCUUACUAAUUAUUGCUUACACUGACCUUGGGUCAGAUCCUCAGAGUGGGCUUUUUGGUAUCUAUUCAAAUUUGACUUGUUGGCAAAUGCCAUCAAACAUUUUGCACAUCAAAAUGGUACUUUUUGAUGUAUUUUUUUCAUAUAUUCUUAAUUUUGCUUUGGUAUGGAAUAAUUGUUAACAACCAUUUUAUUUGCAUGGAUGCAACAAUUUCCCUUUCUUAUGAAUGAUUAUGAUGUGUUUUUGUUGCACAAUGUUGAUCUUAUCAUUUUCAGUACAUUUGCAAAUGGGAGGAUCAUAGGUGCCUUCCAUCUAUUGCAUCCAUAAUUAAUUGCCUCGGCUGAAUUAAGGCUGGUAUUCAAUAAAAAAUAACUAAAAUUAUUGAAAUAAAAAUUCAUCUUAAAUAAUCAAUAUAAAAAAAUUCAAUUUCAAAAACAUGAAAAAUAUAAAAAUAAUAAUACAAAAAUUUACUGAUUUUCAAUAAUUUUUACAAAAAAUGAUAUUAAACCCCUAAUUAUUGAGAAUUUUAUUACAACUUGAAUAAUUUUAUUAUCAUACAUUCAUUCUAAAAAAAAAAUAUGUAAGUCCCACUUCUGAUAAAAAACAAAUCACCAGGUUUUUGGACCAAAAUGAGUGUGGAAUUUGACAACUAUCUAGUAAUGUUUGGGUGGGAAAGUAGAAUCUGUUCCACAAAAAUACUGAUGGGAUGAAUAAUGUUCAUGAAGAAAACAGUUUACUUGAGUGCCAUAAACAUGAAAAUAUUCUCCAGCUCUUUUUUUUCCGAUUUUAAUAACUAAUUUUUUUUUCAAGUUUUUAACUUUACUUUUAAUACAGGUCGGAUGAUGGGGAAUACUCCCACUCACGGAGGGCGUCAUCCAUACGCCACGUACCAUGUAGGUACAGCAGGAUUUCUUCAUGGAAACUGUGUAGAAUUUCCCAACACUGAUGAAUUCAAUAAACAUGAAAAAUCAUACAUUAAUUAUUUCUCGAUUGCAUAAUAGAAAGUGACCAUUGAAUAUGGUUAGUUUAAGGAUUUUUGAGCCGUUAAAUAUGCCCAAGAAAUUGUACAUUUGCAAAUAUUUUCAGAUUUUAAGUAAUAUCGCUCUAUCCGACGUGUAUGAUAAAAACAUAUUACAGUCAGAGUGUUUAUAAUUGUGUGCUAAAAACAUAUUACAGUCAGAGUGUUUAUAAUUGUGUGCUUUAAUAUGCGCAUUAAAUAACUUUUUGACUGCAAUCCAAUUACUUUUUUAGAUACUCCAGUUUUCAUUAAAAGUUGUCUAUAUGCAUUGAUAGAUUUUGCUCCUCUUGACAUAAUUGUUUUUUCAUAUAUUUCUUCAUUGUGUGUUUCUGCUUCAGCUUCAAUAUUUGAUGUGAUUGUGGCGAGUACUAAGUUUUCAUUAUCAAUAUAGGUGUCUGGAUAAAUCCGUUUUUUAACUGCUUUCCAGAAUGUUACCUCCUACAAAAAUACAAUUGUACAUGAAUAAAAUUGUUGAUACCUACCUACAUUUAUCAUUGUUUUACCUUUUAUCGUUAUUGGAACUUACAUUAUCAGAUGAUUUGGUAUCGAAUUUGGCUAUGAUUUUGAGUAAUUCUUGCUGUCUACCAAGGAGUUCCGGGGUAACAGCAUCAUUUGCGUAUGCGAAAGAAAUAACUUCUCUAAAGUAUUUCAGGAAUUUUAUGAAUAAUUCUGCAAUUGAUGCAGAAGCCCGUCUUGCCAUUUCUAAAUAUUCUCUUUUCAUUUCAAAAAAACGUGGGUCCAGCAUCUGAAUUUUUUAAAACAGAGCAAUUACAUAUGUAAUUUCAAAUUAUUUCAAUUAAAUAUAGGUAUAAGGGAUAUUCCUAAAGUAAUGAUGUCACGUUUGUAAAUUGAUCAUUGAAAUAUGUAAUUUAAUUCAAUUAGCUCUGAAACACACGAAUACUUACAUACGUAUUCAAUUUCUCUAAUUAGUUUAGGAGAUGAACAAUUGAACAUGAUUUUCUGAGAAUGAAACAUUCGGUUCCACCAUCUUAGAUAAUGGGUUUAUUCGUAUCACAUGUACAAAAGUACAUAAACAUAGUAUUAGUAACCUGCAUGCCAUAAAUACAAUUAUUAUUCAUUUUUCCAAAUGAUUUUGGAUUAGUGGGGUUUUCUGAAGUUUGGACUUCUUUGGCCUCUUGUUCCUUCUUCCAUUUUAAUUUAUGGCAAUUUUCAAUUUCGUGUCCUUCGUCUUUACAAUAUUUGCAUGUUCUAUUUGAACUUUGAAGAGAAUGAUUUGGAAGAGGAAUUAGUAUUAUUUUUUUGAUAACACUGUUCUUAUUAAUGACCUAGUUUUUUGAAAAAUGUACAAACAAUAGUAGUUACAUUAUGAUUUUGAUAACGGCAAUAUUUUGUGUCAUGCAUAUUAGUUUGACAAUGAGAACAAAAUUUUUCAUGUUCUUUCUUUUUAUUAAAUGGAUCUUUCAAUUUAAAUUUGAGACCUUUAUCAACUGCAGUAGAGAAAUCUACUAAAAUUUGGGAAUUCAGAUAAUCCGAUAUUCUCUGAACACUUCCAAAAAUUAAUAGCUUGAAAUAUGAGAAGAGAUAAACGUUCUGAAUAAUCUUUAAAUGAUUCAUUGUUAUUUUGAGGACAAUUAAUAGGUUAUUCUUUUGAUUAAAUCAUGACUCAAAUACCUCUUAUUCAUGAAUACUCUUGAACAUAUUUCACAUUUCAGAGAACAAGUCUUUUCAUGCAUCUUCAAGUUUUUCCACAUUUCAAACAUUUGAUGUAUGCCCCAUGAAUGUUUGCCAUGUGGUUCUGAAUGAGAUGGAAUCAGUUGCCACAUUGCUUACUGAUUAUUGCUUACACUGACCUUGGGUCAGAUCCUCAGAGUGGGCUUUUUGGUAUCUAUUCAAAUUUGUCUUGUUGGCAAAUGCCUUCAAACAUUUUGCACAUCAAAAUGGUACUUUUUGAGGUAUUUUUUUGCAUAUAUUCUUAAUUUUGCUUUGGUAUUGAAUAAUUGUUAACAACCAUUUUAUUUGCAUGGAUGCGACAAUUUCCCUUUCUUAUGAAUGAUUAUGAUGUGUUUUUGUUGCAUAAUGUUGAUCUUAUCAUUUUCAGUACAUUUGCAAAUGGGAGGAUCAUAGGUGCCUUCCAUCUAUUGCAUCCAUAAUUGAAGACCCCGCGGCAAAAAGGGUUCAGCUGAAAUUUUUAUGAUUCUGAGAAAAUCGCAAAAAACGUGUACGCCCAAAGUAUAUCACAUUAGGAGAUGAAAACUGUACUAAAAGAUAGUUUUUGUAAUGACAAUAACAUUUAAGAAAAAAAAAAAAAAAUUCAACACACCUCCUAGCAACUGCACGCUCAAUGUGCAGCUGAACCCUUUUGCACCUUUUCUGAAAAUCGAGUAGAAAGUUUUUAUACGCGAAUAAAAAAUUAUUUAUGAGCCAUUGAAUGCAUAACGUUUGAUCAAAAAGGUAUUACGAUAUCAAAAUAAUGAAAAAUAUCGAAAAUCAGUACAUUAUGAAUCACUACAUUACAAAAAUCAGGGAUAGAAAGCUUUGUUCAUUUGAACUCAUUUUAACACUCAAUAUACACAAUAUUUUUAAUGAUCAUAUUCCAACUACACAAAAUUUGACCAACGAUCAUUUUUUCUUAUCAUGUUCACACAAUUGUUUACAGUCGGGGGUAAAAAGGGUUCAGCUGCAAUUUCAGCUGAACCCUUUUUACCCCCGACGGAAACAAAAUGCCUCGAAACUCCGGUAGGAUCGCUUCAAUCGAACUUUGUGAGUAUACCAUUCGACGCGGAAGGUAAUUUUACAUCAGAAUCCGUCAUUACCUAGUAAAUGUUAAAAACUGCAGCUGAACCCUUUUUGCCGCGGGGUCUUCAAUUAAUUGCCUCGGCUGAAUUAAGGCUGGUAUUCAAUAAAAAAAUAACUAAAAUUAUUAAAAUGAAAAUUCAUCUCAAAUAAUCAAUAUAAAAAAAUUCAAUUUGAAAAACAUGAAAAAUAUAAAAAUGAUAGUACAAAAAUUUACUGAUUUUCAAUAAUUUUUACAAAAAAUGAUAUUAAACCCCUAAUUAUUGAGAAUUUUAUUACAACUUGAAUAAUUUUAUUACUAUACAUACAUUCAUUUCUAAAAAAAAUAUGUAAGUCCCACUUCUGAUAAAAAACAAAUCACCAGGUUUUUGGACCAAAAUGAGUGUGGAAUUUGACAACUAUCUAGUAAUGUUUGGGUGGGAAAGUAGAAUCUGUUCCACAAAAAUACUGAUGGGAUGGGAUCUUCUAUCCCAUCCAUGAAUAAUUUUAAAAAAAUAGGAGCUAGAGAUUAAGAAAUAAUAAGAAUUUUGAUUUUCUACCUGUUGAUCUUCUCCUUCAAUUCUGUGUGAUCUAAGCCCUCUUCCUCUAAAGCAUCCCAAUCCAUAAGCGGGACAGUUCUUGAAUAAAAUUAUUUAUUAUUUAACCUUAUCUAUUUGUGAUUAAGUUCUAAUUAAAAUAUUUAUUUAUACUCUUACUUAUGACAAGACCUAAGCUCAACGUUAUCACGAUUCCCCACAUUUUCUUUAGAAUUUGAAGCUUUCUCAUCAAAUUCUUCACGCGCAAACACUGCCCUAAAAUUGAUAUUUUAUUUUAUGCCAUUUUAAUUAAAGUUAAUUCAAGUUAACAUACCUCAUAGCAAUUCCCUUAAAAUCAACAUCUAAAAUUGCUACUUCCCAGAUAUUUAUUUGAAGCAAGCUUAUUACUAGGUCCUAUUGAGGAUGCAGUGCUCCAAUUCGCUAUCACAUAAUCUUCUCUAUGCACAAGCCAAAAUAAGUGGUAGUUUGGGGAAUUUUCAACCUACAUUAUUUCUGUUUAGAAUUAAUAUUCUAUAAUCAACUUUUUCUUCUUGUUCCGGGGGUGGAGUUUCUAAUGUGAAUGUUAUAAUGAGAAGGACAAUAAUUAGGCUAAAUCCACCAAAUAGGAUUUUAACAAAAUUAAGGAAAUCACUCGAGAACAUGUUUUUAUUAUGUUUAGUUAGAGGAGUACUCAAACUAGUUUGAUUUAUAACUGUGGGUACCUCAUUGUAUGUAUCUACAUUGAAACGGAUAGAAAAAAAUUCAAUCAAGUAGUUGUAUUUAUUAGUUAUGAUUAUUAUUUUGCAUAAUUCUUUAUAUUUGAUUAAUUUGUUUACAUAAGAUUCUACAUUAAGUCUGAACUCUCUUAUCAAUUGUUGUUUAAUGUAUGGUUCAAUAUAUGUAUAAGUUCCAUUCAGUUUGGGUUUGAAUAUUACGUUCGUUUAUAUAGUGUAAGAUAAGAUAACGUCUACUAUAUUAUUUGAUUUAAUUUUCAUUGAGAGGUUGAUGUUGCUCCAUUUUCUCAAGUAAUACCUCCUGGGUCUAGGUUAUGUUGAUAAUCUCUUUAUUUAAAACUGCUGAAGAAUGGUCCAAAAGUUUUUGAUAACCUUCAUUCAAGAACUGCAAAUGUUACACUUUGAACAAUUGGUUUCAUUAUCAUUAACAUUUCUUUUAUCCAAAAUCUUGAGUAAGGAUCUUUGACUGAAUCAUUAAAGGUUAGGUUAGGUAAUUUGCAAUAAUUGAAUCAACUGUUUAAAUAAUUUUCUAAAGCAAAAGUUUGAUUUGAUGUUGAUAGAUUUAAAUAGAAAUUAUUGCUUCCUGAAUCAUUUUUUAUGACUGCAUAUUUGAUGGCAGUAUCUCCCAGUAUACUAAUAAGGUCGCAGCACUCCUGAUUAUGCUGAUACAUAAUUUCAUGGAUAAUCUUCUGCACUAAAACUUUGUCAGCAAUUUGUUUUAUCCUUGAAUGUAGUUGCCGCUGUCUCCUUUGGUGCACAUUCUACAAUUACACAAAAACAACUCCCUAAGUUACUUGUUUCAAAUGUUUGACUGCCAAUUUUUCUUUUUUCAAAAAAGAAGAAUAGUCCACAUUGAUUGGUUCCACAAUAUUUUAAAACUGAAAGAUAAAUAUAUAGGUACAUACUUAAGGGGUAGAUUGUGAAUAAAAUCAUCAAAAAAAAAACUGUGUUCUUUGAACUAAAGUUACCACUUAAUAAUUUUCUCUCUUUAAAUACAAAACAGAUUCUUAGAUGUCCAUCUUUGCGUAGUGUCUGUGGUAUUUGGAACAUAUAUCACACUGAUUAACCAGAGAUCAGGGUCCACACUCACAUUAGUGAUCGUCAAAUGCAAAUUUUCACACAUUGUAAAUCUUUUCACAUGAGGGUGACAUUAGCCAUUUUCAUCUAUAAUCAAUAUUAAUGUUGACCUAUCAUCUUGGGGUAACAACAGUUACAGACUGCCAGACUUGGCUUUGCAAAUCACAUAUUUCUGUGGGUUCACAAACACAUUUCUGUGGGUUGAUAAACACAUUUUUCAGUGUUUUUGCAAAAUUUUGUUAAUUUCUUCAACAAUUUUCCGCUUUAGUUUCUCUAUGGACCUCAGAGCAAAGUAAGUGCUGGUAUGCAUUAUUCAAAACAAUCAUCCUAUCUGAGCUGUGAGCGGACCAGGGUGCACAGCCAUCUCAAAAGCAGCAGCUCCUAUAAUAUUAUAAUAUAUGUAUUUUUAAGUAAAAAAAAAUUGAAAUUUGAUUGUUUAAAUAUUGAAAAAGCUGUGGCUCUCAAAAUCGACGAGAAUGUUAGUUUUUUUUUGUUGUAUUGUUUGGACAAUUGACCCUGGGACUGCGGUUUAUUUGUCUGUUUGGCUAUUAACAAAUCAGCAAGUUUUUUGCCGAUUCGGCUACCUCAUCUUUAACUGAGUUUGUGAGAUUGAUGGCAAGCUCCUCCAUCUCCAUAAGAGAUGUGGAGAUCCCAUCUUUCAUCUCUCUCUUGAUAUUGCCACUAUUUUUCAACAGAUUCCUACACGUUUCUAUACAUUUCAGCAGUUUAUCUUUGACCUUGGUUGCCAAGUUUCCCUUGUAGGGGGAAGAAUUAUCGACUUUUUGGGCAAUUGCCUCUUCUGGAUUUAUUUAUAAAUAACAUAAGGUACAUAUUAGAAACUCGUUGGGAAAUGACAUUCAUGCAGCAUGUACCAAAGUUCUUCCUGUUUUAUGGCUCUCAAUACAUAUUUAUGUAGAUAUACUGCAUCAUAUUUUCUAAAAAUCUUCCAACUUGAAAAAAUGCAAUAAAGUUAAUGAGCCACAAAUUCACAUAAGCCAUUCCUUCAUUAAUUCUAGUUUUUUUCCAUUUACUUAUUCAUUUAUGGUGGGUACCUUGCCCUGCAAUGGUCUGAAGGAAGGGCGUUAUAUGUGCAUACAAAAUGGUUAUAAAAAUAUUUUUAAAAAACAUAAAAAGUAACAUAAUUAUGAGAAUUAUUUUAUCCCAAGGAGGAAAAAGAAUAUAAGAAAACAGUGAGUGCUAAAGUUUUUUGACAUGAAUGAGAAGCUACAUUGCCUUCCAAAGCUCCUGUGACCAUAAAUCAACUGGUCAGUCAAUUAGAAAUUUGUUUACUGUUAGUUACCUUCUCACUUUCCUACUACCUGCAAGUAAACAUUUGUCUUUCUCAUCCAUGUUACAUUUCAUUAUCUCUGAAUGAUAGGAAAAAACAACACAGUAUAAUAACAUUCAAAGUAGAAUCUGUUCCAUGUUUAUUUAGAUGAAAGUUUUUUGUGGGUCUUUGACAUUUUUAGGGAAUAACGCUUCUAUACUGGUUUCUGGAAGUAAUUGAAUGAUAUGUAUAGCACAUUGACGUGGCAGUUUAUGUGUAGCGGGGAUGGUAUGCAAAUUGCUUAUAACUUGAGGCCAUGCUUGACUUAAUUGUGCUACAUAUAAUUUCAAUUGGACAUCUCAAUGGCAGAUGCCAUGGAUUCCCUUAAUUGCCUUGAUCAAAUCAGUGAAGUUUUGGGCUUUCGAAAUAGUUGGAUAUGUGCACGUUCAUCAGUCUUUCUGCUAAUAUGUCGAUUUCUUUUUCACUCUGUGUACUUUCAGCAUCUCAUUCUCUGACUUUGAUCUCCCUGAGGUGUUUUAGCAUUUCAUUAAACUUGUUGAACCACGCAUUCUGUUUCGAUAGCACCGCUCUUUUUGAGUCAAUCCAUUUGAAUACACCCUUGUGUGGCAAAUGCUAUUUGCUAUUUGAUUUUUCUUUUGAAUUUCUUAGGAAAUUGAUGCCAUUUAACAUUUUCAAAUGAGACACUAUCACUAUGAGUUUUCAUGCAUUUCACUUCAACUUUAUAUUAUUAGUUACAUGUAACUACAAACUUACAAGAUGGAGAGUUUGUUGUAAACACUGCUCACAUCCCAUGUGGCCGCAUGGAAAUGUGGCCUGUCAUCUCCUCCGAACACACUUACUGAGGCUUGGAAAACAUUGUUCUAUAAAGAAACAAAAAUGUAUUGUAUAAAUCAUACAUAUUAUAGAUACUUAUGUAGGUGCUGGUAUGCAUUAUUCAAAACAGUCAUCCUAUCUGAGCUGUGAGUGGACCAGGGUGCCCAGCCAUCUCAAAAGCAGCAGCUCUUAUAAAAUUAUAAUAUAUUUUUAAGUUUAAAAAAGAUUGAAAUUGGAUUGUUUAAGUAUUGAAAAAGGAAGAAAUGUUUAAUGAGUACUUACUUGGAUAUAAAUUAAUAUAAGCACUUAUUUAAAGGCCAUUUUUCAAUGCCCUGAAUUUCUAUUCAAACUUCCAGAUUUGGCAAAACUACCCAAAAAGUUGAUUAAAUUAACAAAAUUCACAAAUCAACAGAAACAAGUUGUAAGAAAAAUUAUCAAUGAAAUGGAAAAUUAAAAUAUUGUGAUCAAAAAAUUAUUAUCAAAAAAAAAAAAACGGAGAAAAUCAACCGCAAAUUUUCAAAAACAGAGUUACUUAAUCAAGAAAUUAACAAAACGGAAAAUUGAAAUAUUUCAAUCUGAAAAUUGUCAAUGAAAACAGAUAAAAUAGACCACAAUAAAAAGAACUAUGUACUGCAAAGAAUUUCCAGUAAAUAAUUCGUUUUAUAAUUGUAAAACAUAAAACUAACAGUUAAUAUAACAGUCAAUAAUAUACUUGCAAAAUUUAAUUUGCUGAAUCGUCAAUUCAGCAUUUUAAAAUCGUAUGGCGCAGCAAAACACGCAUUUUUACAGGAAUGAAUUAACAAUUAGGAAGAAAAAUAAAUUUGAGUACAGUUAUUUUUUCCAAACAUUUCUAUUGUACCUACCUACCUACCUACCCACCUACCUACCUAUGUUAUAAAAAUUCAUUGGCAAGUAUGUAGGUACCCUACAAUGAGGUAGUCUUCAUUUUUAUGUCUUUCAUUCAAGUCAUAGUCUAUAUUUGGUAGUCCUUGAGUGUAGUUGUACAAUAUCAAAACCAGCUUAUAGCACUAGAUAAUUAUGAAUCAGCAACUAAAAAUGUAAUCUAUUACAAUUUUUGUAAAAAUUAUUAGAAACAUACUAUCACUGUAGUCCUCUUCAGAAAAAAGCAGGAGGUAGUGGCCGAACAUAUAAGCAACAAAAUUUUUACUACUCAGUAUAAAUUGUAUACAUUCCUUAUCUACAAAUUCAAUUAGUUGCAUUUGCAUAUAAUUACACUCACAUUAUUGCCUGUUUCUCUGUUAAGCACCCUGACAGCAGCCUAUACCAUUAGGUGCUGCCUGCACCAAAAUGGCCUGCGAGGCAUUUUUUCAAAUGGGUAUUUUAGCAAAAGAAAAAUAGGGCUAUGACUAUUGACAGCGGACAACAUACUCUUACAAUUCAGACCUAACCCGCAAUUAGUGGUAGGGAGGAAAAAUUGCUUGCUAUACAAGUCUAGUACAUAUGACAUUACUUUGUGAGAUAGCCGUAAACUUUGUAGUAUCAACAAAGAUGCUAGCAAUGGUGUUCACUGUUUCCUUGAUGGAACAUUUUGUUUAAGGAAUGACAUAUAAAAACUACACAUUGGGUAUGUGAGAGGUUCCCUGCUCAUGAUUCUCCGUUACCUCCGUUCUGGUGCAGGGAAAAAUGUCUCAAGAUGAUUUAACUCUCCGCCGCUUGUAUAGAAGAAGUUGAGAAUAGCCAGUAUGUGAAAAAAACGCACAUCACCUGUCACCAUGUGCUCCUCAUAUAUCCUAUUAUGUGUCUUCAGGUCAUGGCCCAAAAUAGCUGAUAACCUGCAAGCAGAAAUUUUUGAAUAAUUGUAUCAAAGAAGUUGAGAAUAGCUGGUAUGUGAAAAAAACGCGCAUCACCUGUCGCCAUGUGCUCCUCAUAUCGCACCUCGGGAGUAAUAAGGUCACAUCUAAAAAAAAAUUGAUUUUGAUGUUUUUGCAUUUUUGGGGUUUGUAUGACCCCCCCUCAACCAAAAAUUACACUUUGAGUUGGGUACAUUAUCUAGAUCUUGUAAAAAACGCAAAUGGCCUAACUCAAAAUCUCAACAACAUUGCAAGUUGUUUGGAGUUAUAAGGUCACAUCUUGAAAAACUCCACCUUUUUUGAGCAAAUUUCGUACAUACAAAGUGUUAACAAACAGUUUUGAUUGUUUUGAAUGUUUGUCAGUUAGAAAUAGUCACAAGGAGUGCAUUUUUUAUUGGUUUGUACCAAAUGGAAAAUUUUUUUUAAAUUGAUCACUUUUCAGAAAAAUGAAUUUGCACGUAUCAUGAAAUUUUAGUUUUUUGAGAAAAACUCAAAAACUAAGCACUCUAGAAAAAAACAAACGACAUUAUGUCGAUUGGAAAUUUAAUUCUCUACAACUUUGGUAUCAUGAAAUUUUUUUUGGACGCUUCCUUUCGCCUCCACAUCAACUUUAAUGAAAGGUUAUAACUCAAAACUUUUUCCAAACAUUGACAUAUUUCCUCCUCAAGAUUGUAUUUUUCAAAGUGUUCUUAUGCUAAAUGAAAGUAGGAUACCAGAUCUUUAAAAUGAGGUGCUAUUCAUUCCUCACAAUUAAGUAUAAGUUGAUAAAAAUAAUGAAUCAAGUUUUUAAAAAAAAGAAAAUCACUCCUGUAAAAUUUCACUUUUUUGAGAUGUGACCUUAUUACUCCCGAGGUGCGAUAUAUCCUAUUAUGUGUCUUUAGGUCAUGGCCUAAAAUCAGGGAUAACCUGUGAACAGAAAUUUUUGAUUAAUUGUAUCAAAGAAGUUGAGGAAAGCUGGUAUGUGAAAAAAACUCGCAUCACCUGUCGCCAUGUGCUCCUCAUAUAUCCUAUUAUGUGUCUUUAGGUCGUGGCUCAAAAUAAGGGAUAACCUGCGAACAGAAAUUUUUGAUUAAUUGUAUCAAAGAAGUUGGGAAAAGCUGGUAUGUGAAAAAAACGCGCAUCACCUGUCGCCAUGUGCUCCUCAUAUAUCCUAUUAUGUGUCUUUAGGUCGUGGCUCAAAAUAAGGGAUAACCUGCGAACAGAAAUUUUUGAUUAAUUGUAUCAAAGAAGUUGGGAAAAGCUGGUAUGUGAAAAAAACGCGCAUCACCUGUCCCCGUAUGCUCCUGAUAUAUCCUAUUAUGUGUCUUCAGGUCAUGGCUCAAAAUAAGAGAUAACCUGCAAACAGAAACGUUUGAUUAUUUGUAUUGAAGAAGUUGAGAAUAGCUGGUAAGUAUGUGAAAAAAACACUCAUCACCUGUCACCAUGUGCUCCUCAUAUAUCCUAGUAUGUGUCUUCAGGUCAUGGCCCAAAAUACCGGAUAACCUGUGAACAGAAAUUUUUGAUUAAUGAUAUGUACAAAAAAAAUUAAAAUAAAAAAAAGCCAAUAACAACAACAACAGAAAUAUUGUGCAUUUUACUAGGAGUUGUUUAGGCAAUGGGGUCACUCCACCCCAAUCAGUGCUUGUUAAGGUCCAUUUUGUCUUGGUAGGCGUCUCAAUUAUGACAAGGCGUCAUAAAAUUGAAUACAGAAUUUUAAUUAUGCAUGAAAUUUGAGAAAUAUGCAGAAGUAAGUAUACAAAAUACAAGGAAUAUUGAAUAUUCCUGUGAUUGGUGGGCAGAAAGCCGUGACCAGUUAGUGAGCCAAGCUGAGUUAGAUUUGCCAGAUAGUUCUGGGUUUCAUUCUAACCCCAAUGGGCUUGCCACUGAUUUAUAAACUGGGCAUUCCCUCUGUUCUCCUCUGGCUUCCUCUGCUUGGAAAAACAUUGUUCUAUAGAGAAACAGAAAUGUAUUGUAUAAAUUGUACAUAUAGAUACUUACGUAAGUGCUGGUAUGCAUCAUUCAAAACAAUCAUCCUAUCUGAGCUGUGAGUGUGCUGGCAUGGAUUCACCACAAUACACUUGAGUGCGUCCAGGCAGAUCUGGCAGUUGACGAUGCUUGGAGCAGGUGGAAGCUGCAAUGGCACUGGCUGAAAACCCUCAACUGCCUGCAGGGCUUCAGCUUCAGCACCCUGAAAGGCCUCCAUUUCCGGAUCCUGUCCAACCUGAUAGAUAACGUCUGGUGAUUGAAAGUCGCUAUCAAAAUUACUAUCCAAGUCACUGUCCCGUAGGCCUAUAAUUGAAAAAAAUUGAGCUUUUUGAUUUAAAAUUGAAAUUUUUUAUUUUUGAUAAAUUUCAAAGGAGAAGUAUCAUUGAGCCCAUUUUUUUACACCUCACUGUUGUCUAGUGUCUACCUCUAACUUUGCAAAUGCUUGGGUAGCUUCUAACAAUGCUUCAUUGUAGGAUCACUAAUGCUUCUUUUGGAAAUGCAUGAUCUACUUUCUACUAAGAAAUAACUUUUCCCGCAUUUAUUACAAUCUAUCAUCAUAGGUUUGAUGGAAUACUACUUUCAGAGGUCAUUUUUCUUGUAAAAUUUUUUGGUUCAUCUGUGUGGAUUUGCUCAAGUAAUUUGGGUACUGUACAGUUGAUGAAAUAUUAUUUUUAGGCAAAAUAACUUUUUCUUGUUAUUCCUGGGGUGGAGUUUCUAAUGUGAAUUUUGUAAUGAGAAGGACAAUAAUUAGGCUAAAUCGACCGAAUAGGAUUUUAACAAACUUGAGGAAAUCACUCCGGAACAUGUUUAUAUUAUGUUUCUAGUUAGAGGAGUACUCAAACUAGUUUGAUUCACAACUGAAGGUACUUGAUUGUAUGUAUCUACGUACAUAGAAACAGAAAAAAAUUCAAUCAAGUAGUUGUGCUUAUUAGUUAUGAUUAUUAUUAUUAUCAAUUCUGAAAAAAAAAUUCAUCAUAAAAAUGUUUCUCAGAAAGUUGACAAACUUCUCACCACCACCGCAGUGAUAUCAAUUAUUAAUAAGAGGAAAAAAAUUACCUAGCUGAAUCUAUAUAUCAAUGAUCUGAUAUAUGUAGUUCUUGUGAAUUUUCAUCAGGUUUAAUUAAAAAUCUUAGGCACAUGUGCCCAAUAAUUUUUUGAGCUGGUAUUGAUUGUAAAUGAUUUUUUUUUUUUACAAAAAUAAUUUUAAAUUUCCAAAGGUGGUGGUACAUUUCCUAUAGCAGGGUGUCUAACAGGUACUGCAGGUACUGCAAGUACUGUAAAAGUACUGCAUUGAAAUCCUCGGUACUGCAAGUACUGUAAAGUACUGCAUUUUGCCUGAAAAGUACUGUAUUUUUUCUCAAAAUCAUUGAUUUAAAAUUUUUUAAAAAACCUCAAAAUGAAUUAAUUGGUGAAAAUUAAAAAAAAAAAAUGUUCAUUUUGUACCUCAAAAGAUGCAUGGUGUCCACAAACCUGGAAAAGUCAGGGAAUUUCGUAAUUUUCACGCGAAAUCCCUGGAAUUUUGAAAAAACGAUCAAUUGCAAAUUUCAGAUAAGGACCUGUUAUGAAAGGAAAACAUUAUUUUACUUCUCGAACCACAAAUUUUCAAAAACGUUUGCCCUCGCUUCGUUCGGGCUUGUUUUCUUUUCUUUUUAGACGGCCAGAUGGACAUUUCUAGAUAAUAAAAAUCAAAGUUUUAAAGCCAAAAAAUAAACUCACGAAAAAAACAUCGUUUUUAUGCAUCUCAAAGUACAAAUUUACAAGAGCUUUCGCCCUCACUUGGGCCUGUUCUGUUUUUUUUUUCAAAAUCAACGUCCUUUAAAAAAGCAUCAUUCAAAUUCUAAAAUUUUAAAAGCCAAAAAAAACCUACUCGUUCUCACAUAAAAAACCUCGUUUUUAUGCCUUUCGAAAUGCAAAUUUUCAGAAGCUUUUGCCCUCGCUUCGCUCGACCUUGUUCUCUUUUUUUUCAAAAGUAGUUAACUUCUUUCAAAAAAACAUCAUUCCAAUAUUAAAAUUUGAAAAAUCAAAAAAUAAACUCUUCUCAUUUAAAAAAAACACGUUUUUAGGCAUCUAGAAAUGAAAAUUUUCAAAAGUUCUCAGGGCCAAUUUGUUUCUCAAUUUUAAGAUGAACAAAUUUCACAUUUUGAUGCCUCCAAAAAUCCAUAAAAGAAAAGAAACAUUUUCAAAAGUUAUUACAUAUGAAUAUUGUAAUCAAUUAGCCAAACUUGAUGCAUGUUUUAUUCAUUUAUUUAUUUAUUUUCAAUUUAAAAAGUUAAUAAUCAAAGUUGAGCUGUUUUUUACAUCCGAAGAAGUAUCCGGUUCGAAGAGAAGCUUAUAAAAAAAUACACCCCCCCCCCCCAAAAAAAAUUGUUUUCUUUAACCAAAAGUAUGGGAUAAGCACAGAAAAUUGAAAAAAAAAUAGUCUGGAAAAAUGGAAAAAUUGGUCUGGAAGUGGAAAACCUGGAAAAGUCAGGGAAAAUCAUUUCCUGAAAUGAGUGGACACCCUGAAGAUGGACUUCUGUAAUUUUAAUUUGUUUCGAUUGAAAUACUUAUAAUUUUAGCAACAAAUUCCAACUGGUUCAAAAAUAUAAUUUUUUCUUGGGGGGGGGGGGGGGGUCGGUGUAAGCUGGAUUUAAAAAAAUAUAUGGUAAUGCAAAAAAUACUGUAAAAGUACUGCAUUUCUUCGGAGAAAUUUUGUUAGACACCCUGUAUAGGAUUGUGCCAUAUAAUAAUAUUUAAAACAUUAUGUAAAUUUAAAUCAAAGCAGGUUCGCAAAUUCCGAGGAUCUUUUCAUUUUAGACUUUGAAUGAAUGUAAUAACUUGAGUAGUAUCAUUUAGUGCCAUAUAUUCAGAAGCUGAUGUCAACAUCAUCAUUCUGGAUUGUUUUCUGGUAAGCCAUUCCACUAGAUCACCAUACGUAUAUGUUACUGUUAAUGUGUUUACUCCAGGUAAUGUAUGAAAUAACUAGUUAUUUCAUACAUUAACAAAAAAGUACUUAAUGUAAGUAAAUUGUUCACAGUUUAUCUAGGUAAUGUAUGAAGAAUCUAGUUAUUCUAUGAAAUAGCUAGGUGUGAUCAGUUGAAUCAUGAAAAUGAACUGUUCAAAAUUAUUUUACAUAAUUACAAAAAUACAGUUUUGAGCAUGAUUAAAAUUUGAUUGGUGACGAAAAGUUUUGAAAAUUGAAAAAAAAAAUUAUCGGAAAUGAAGAAAUAUCGGCCAAUUUUAAAAAAUCCUCUGAUUAGAAAAGUCUCAAAAGUUGAAUACGAAUAUGUAGAUGUUUUCUACAUUAUUCCACUUCCCUUUCUGUGAUUUCAAACUGACACUUUUUCAUUAUUUUGCUUGCCCACAGAAAUGAUUGAAUUGAGGUAGGUACUUCAAAAUAGUCAAAAAAAACUGCUGAUUUCAAAAUGCUAUAAGACAUGUCAAUUUUAUUUUUUUCCAAAACAAAACUUUAUGGGUUUAUAUCAAAACAUGGACAUUUUUGAGUAUAAAAAUCGUUGAUUCCAUUUUUUCAAAAAAUUUUGGCUGCCCCAACUUGCCCUUUAGCGACCCCCAAAAAGAAUAUUUUCGUACCCAUCACGAAUUUAUCAAAAUUUCAUGUUUUGCACCACCCCCUCCCCCUUUGAGGGCUCAUUUUGAGGUUGGGGGUAAAAUAAAUGCCGAAAUCGACUUCAGCGACCUAAAAAUCCCCCAUAUUCGAAAUUUUACGGAUUUUAUUCAUUGAUUUCACACUUUAACAAUACACACCUCGUGUAUAUAUGAAAUAACUAGGUAAAGUGCAUAAAAAAUUCGAUUUCACACUUUCUCAGGUAAUGUAUGAAAUAACUAGUUAUUUCAUACAUUACCUGGAGUAAACACAUUAACGGUAACAUAUAUAUGACACAUCCAGUGGUUUUGCAUUGUCACACAAGUAUUUGAUUGAUUGUUCAAUAUUCACUGUAGAGGGAACGAGCGUGUCAAGGGAUCCAUUGAUAAAAGAUAUACUACCACUACCAUCCAUUUCAUCCUUUGCUUGAAUGGGUUGAGAAAGUGGGAUAGAUGUCUGGGAUGAUGCCAAACUUUGUAUUGAAGAUGACGAUUCUCUAUUAUUACGAGCCUGGGCUGUCCUUUGGGGUGUCCCAUCUCUGUGUUGGUGAGCCCUUCCAUUUGUGGAUGUGACGUUUCCCUUAUUGGGUGAUAGGUGUAUAAGUGCCGGACACUUUGACGUUGAGCGCUGGUGUGUGAAUGUUCCAUCAGCACAUGCACGCACUUCACGAAAUUUAUGGCCCUGGUAGACGUAAUGUACCACCAUUAUGGCAUAAAAGACACACAGCAAACAGUUUAUAUAAAUGAUAACGUUUUCGAAGUAUUCAUUAGAAAUAUACACCACUAUCUGUACGCAAUAAGAGCACUUGAACACAGAAACACACGUCUAUAUUCAUUCGCACAUUCAGCUCUUUGGGAGUUGGUUUGUUGGUCAUAUACGUGUUUCAUCACAAUUGGUAACAUUUUGUCUUCAGUAAUUUUACCAGUUGUAAGUAGUCCGAAAUAACAUGACAAGGGUUGAUCUACACACUCAUUGGUGGCAGUCAUCCCUAAGGUCACAAUUAGGAAAGCUAAACACAACAUGGUUUCUUAAAGGUGGCUUAAAAUACUGUGAAAUAAAGAUUUAAGUUUGUUUAAAUAUCUUUGGGUAUUUGAGACACACUUUUAGUUAAUGAGGACACUCUUUAGAAAAAUCGCAAAUUCGAUAUUACUCAAAAACUAUGCUUUUUUGAGCAAAACACCAACACCCACACAAUAUUUAGAAUUAAAUUCUGUAUAAGUUACAAUAACAGAAAUACGCACUCUUGCACCAAAAAAAGUUCCAAAUUUGAACUUUUCACAAAGUACAUAAUUAGGCCUAUCAAAAAAAUCAUGAUUUACAGUUCAAAUGAUCUAUACUCAGUACUCACAGAUUAUUGACGUACAAAGUUACAUCUCCAUCACAUAGGACCACACUGCAACUUUCACUUCUAUAUAAAAAUUAGUAUCAGUAUAUUUUCAACAUUUAUCUUAGUUUAUUUAGGCCUAUCUAAAAAAAUCAUAAUUUACAGCUAAAAUGAUAUUGUUAUAGAACACAAAAUUGAAAAUUAUUCACAAAAAUUCUAGUAAUAACACUGAAUAAUGUGGCAGGUGAAUAUUUCCUUAGGUUCUCCAGAAUAACUUGACAAUUUACCUGCUUAGUUUUCUUAUUUUUGCUCUAAGUAUAAUCUUUCAAAAAAAGUUGUUCCAACUGUCUAGGAACUAUUCUGCUCUUUAUGAGAUAGGCUAUUGUUAGAAUAACAUUUAAUCUCGAUACUAAAGUGACUCCCUUUGAACAUCCUGGGAACUAAACUUUUAUCAAAGCAGUCACUAGUUUUAGCGGAACAAAUUUUGAGGCUGUCCCCAACAGCCAGUAAUAUUUUUCUUUAAAAAAAAAAACGGUGUCCCUUGAACUAAAGUAACCACUUACUUACAAACCAGUAGCAAAUUAAGCAAAAAAACAAGCAUAGAGACUUCAUUUUAUGUUUAUGAAACACUUUUAUUUUUAAAACUUUUUUGACUGCAGAUCACACUCGAGAUUCAGAUGAAUGAAUAACAAGUAUGAGUGAUGUGACAUAGCAUACGCAUAGCGCUGUGUACAUAAGUACCUAUCAAAAGUUCAUUUUCUGAGAUAAAGUGUGGUUUCCUCAUACAAUCUUCUAUCAAUAUGCUUACACUAACAAUAUCAGUUGUGAUGUCCAGAAUUUCGAUAUCAGUGUUUUUGUGGUAGAGUUUAUCAUUAUUUAUUUAAAUUAUUGUGUAUUUAAUCAGUUUUCAUAUGGGCUGAGCAGUAAUGCGUACAUGUUUUUUCUCCCCAUUAUUUCUCACACAUUUGCUCGUUCAUUUUUAAAAGGUCAUUGUUUAUUUUCAACUGUCUUCUUAGAAAAAAAUCAGAUGGAAAAUAAUAAAAUUUUUCAAUUUCUUACUAGUACGUGUAUGUUCUAGUAUACAUUUGGGUAGUUACCAUUUGAACAAUUUGAGAUAAUUCUGGUUUUCUUACAAACCCCAAUGUACAGCAGCUCCAUGUGUAUUUUCUGGAAGAUUAUCUGUAGGUGACAAAUAAAGUAAUGCUGGCAUGACAAUUUCUGAGAAUUCUAUGCUUUUGUUUCGAAACAAUAUUGCUAUAAAAUAUAUGCAAAAAUGAUGAAAAUGCAUAGCAAAAUCAAGGGAAAUGAAUAUCAUAUCAGUGCAUAAUUAUUUGGCUUUUCAAACACAGAUUUUUUACAAGUUCAUUUUAGUAAUGAAUAAUUUAGCCCAUGCUCCAAAAUCAUACUUUUUCCUUGUGAUGAGCGAAUGUGUGAAUGUCUUGAUUUGAAAGAGGUGCCCAGCUUCAAUGUAUGAGUAAGUAGGGUGGCGAUGCGAUCUUGGAGAACUUCCUGUGCAGGUACGUUUACUUGUAUAUUGUUUCCGUUAUUGGCUAGGUUCAUCAAUAGCUGCGCUGCCGCGUGGUCUUCCAGAUUUAUUUCGUUGUCAUCGUUGUUAGGGUUCUCGAUUUCCAAAUCAUCUUCACCAUUGUCUAUUUCAAAACACGCCCGAAGAAAUCAUUAAUCCCUUCCCAUACUCCGAAGAAGUAGUGUUUAUAAAACGCGCGAUGGCGGCAUUCAUGUCUGUAAGGAAGCUCUGGCUCAAGUCGAGUGACUUCAAAGAGAAGUUACUUUUUUGAAUUCACCCGCAUCUGUGAAUUCUCAUUUAGGUUGAAGUUAUGUAUUCUGCUGUAAUCUACUAUUCCCAAAUCAACUGAAACUGGGUUUAUACGUAAUACCUUACAUAAUUACAGUUUAAUUGUUGGUAGGUUGAAAAUGAUAUAUCAUAAAAUUGAAUGACACAGCUAGUGAUUGGGGUUAAGUGGCUGGUGCACCAGCUGCGCUCCCAUGCCAUGGGCUUGCCACCGAUUUAUAUAAACUAUACGUACAUUCCCUCUAUUCUCCUCCAGCUUCUUUGGAUUCGAAAACAUUGUUCUAUAAAGAAACAAAAAUGUAUUGUUUUAAGUAUUGAAAAAGGUAGAAAUGUUCAAUGAGUACUUACUCAGAUAUAAAAAUUAAUAGAAGAGGAAACUGAGGUCCUUUUUGCUUUAAAAUCAUGUCUGUUUUUGAAAUCGCAAAGAAAGUAAAGAAACGUACGGAAAUUUAUAAUAUUUUUUUAAGUGAUAAAAUUUACAAAAUUUUAAAACGUAAAAAUCUGAAAAUAAGCGCUCUACGAAAGUUUUACGCAAAGCUCGUUGAGUACAUGUGGAAAACUUGAAAACCAAGAAAUUUUCUCCAGUUCAUUUCAGUGAGAUUUUGGAAUUUUUUCAUUUUCGAUUCAAUCACAUCAAAUAUUGUUUUGCAAAAUGGUUUCUGAACCGCAAAAAUUGGUAUGACGAAGAAAUUUUUGUGCUUGAGAUGAAUUUUUUGUCAUUUUUGCUGGAAAAAAUCUGUAUUCGGUUUUGCACAGGUAAUGCUAAACAAAAUAAAAGUACAAAGUUGAAAAAAAUAAUGGAGCCAUGAAAAACUUUUUUAUUUCGUAAUUACUAUUACAAAAAAUUGUUCUAAACAAACUGUAAUGAAAAAUAAUCUCAAUUCUAAGUACAUACAGGAGAAUAUAAUAAUUCCUCAAUUAGCCACAAUUAUGACCUGCCUGAAACUAAUAAAAUUAAUAUAAUUUAUAACUUUUAGUAGUACCUAUGUUGAUGUUUCUGUAAGUGUUUUUUUGAAAAACAUGUAAUAUGUAUCUUGUAUAUUGCGAAGAACCACCUUAAUUAUAGUGAUUCUUUUUCAGUUGCUGUGCUAUUCAUGCAUUGUUGAUAAACACAAUUUUUUCUACAAUAUUUUUUUAUUUGUGUGAAAUCAAAAGUUGAAUAAUCAAAAUAUGUCACAUGUUCCAAAUUGAUGCAUUUUUAUAUCUUAAUACAUACCUACCUGUAUACCCUUUGUGUAUAAGUAUAAUAUACAUAUGUAAAUGAUUCAAAGUACCUAUUUUCAUUAGAAUCGAGCUUAGCAAUUUAUAUACCUGGUGUUUUUUUUUUGAAACACCUAAAGCUUUGAAUUUUAUUACACACUCGCAAACUGCGUUUCUUUUUCUGAUUUUCUAAUUUAUUUGUAAUGUCCUUGUUUUGUAACAGAUUUACCAUUUUUUACCUAAAUAUAUAUUUUUUUUUGGAAAAAUGUAAUAUUGUAUUGCUAAAAAUUACACCCAUGAUGUAGGAAAUGGAUCUUUGUAAAAAAAAAAAAAAAAUACCAUCAAAUGAAACGCAAGUAAUAUAUUGGUAGAUUUUUAAUUGUUUUAUAAUCCUGCAGUAUUUUUAUCUUGUAAUAAAAUGAAUUAUUACACUGUU
Messenger RNA from Planococcus citri (citrus mealybug), 24788 nucleotides. Its product is annotated as dual specificity mitogen-activated protein kinase kinase 4-like. NCBI's taxonomy places the organism in Eukaryota, Metazoa, Arthropoda, Insecta, Hemiptera, Pseudococcidae. Gene Ontology annotation, biological process: protein phosphorylation; MAPK cascade. The coding region runs from base 316 to 1524 and encodes 402 amino acids. Gene Ontology annotation, molecular function: ATP binding; JUN kinase kinase activity. The record is from RefSeq and is a predicted model, not a curated record. The transcript has 12 exons.